AACAGAUUGGAAGGGAAAGUGGCGAUCGUAACCGGCGGAGCCAGAGGGAUAGGAGAAGCCACGGUGAGACUGUUCGCCAGCCACGGAGCCAAAGUGGUCAUCGCCGACGUCCUCGACUCCGUCGGCAACGCCUUGGCACGUUCCCUUUCUACCGCGGUCAUCUACGUCCACUGCGACGUCGGGUCGGAGAGCGACGUGGAAAACCUGAUGGCCGCCGCAGUGUCCGAGUUCGGCCGCCUCGACAUCAUGGUGAACAAUGCCGGGAUCCUGGGCAGCCAGUCAGAGGGCCGGAAGUCCAUCACGGACUUGGACGCCGACGAGUUCGACUCCGUGAUGCGGGUGAACGUGAGGGGGACGGCGCUGGGAAUGAAGCACGCGGCGCGGUGGAUGGUGGGCGGCGGCGGCGGCGGCGGAGGGUGCAUCAUCUCGACCGCCAGCGUGGCGGGGGUGAUGGGCGGGAUGGGGCCCCACGCGUACACGGCGUCGAAGCACGCGGUGGUGGGGCUGACGAAGAGCGCGGCGUGCGAGCUGGGGAGGCAUGGGAUCAGGGUCAACUGUAUUUCGCCGUUUGGGGUGGCGACUUCCAUGCUCGUGGAUGCGUGGAGGUCGAGGGACGGUGGUGAUUGUGGGGACGGGGUUGUGAGGGCGACGACGGAGGAGGAAGUGGAGGAGAUGGAGGAGUUGGUGCGCGGGCUGGCGAGCUUGAAAGGUGGUGCGACGUUGAGAGCCAAGGAUGUGGCGGAGGCGGCAUUGUAUCUGGCGAGUGAUGAGUCCAAGUAUGUGAGUGGGCACAACUUGGUGGUGGAUGGAGGGUUCACAACCUGCAACAACUGUGUGGGUUUGUGA
Messenger RNA from Linum tenue, 846 nucleotides. The record is from the annotation of a GenBank genome assembly. Lineage: Eukaryota; Viridiplantae; Streptophyta; Magnoliopsida; Malpighiales; Linaceae.